UAAUUUGAUGGAUUUUGCCUACUCUUUUCUGAAUAAUUUUUUUUUCUUACAAACUUUUAUGUUUGGUAAUGGUUUAGACUGUUUCAUAGGAAAGAUACGAUUUUUUUAAUUAAAUUUUCAGGUGGAUUUCGCACGUUGAAGUUCGAAAUGGGAAAUUUUGUUUCGAUCUUGGAAACGAUGAAUUCGUAUGGAUUUAAUUUUUGGGGAAUUAUAUGGGCCUUAUUCUGUUUUUGCACUUUGGCGGAUAUUGAGGAGCAGCCCCUUUCAAAAAUUGCCAUUCAUAAGACUACAUUGGCUUUGAAUUUCUCAGCUCGUAUCAGCGCCUCUCCUUUGGUUCUCGGGACUGAGGGUCAAUCAAUUGAGUGGGUUACUGUCAAAUACACACACCCAGAUCCAUCAAAUGAUGACUGGAUAGGGGUAUUUUCUCCAGCAAAUUUCAGUGCCGCAGAAUGCCAACCAGAUACUGGUAAGGAAUAUGAACCGCUGUUAUGCACCGCUCCCAUCAAGUAUCAGUUUGCAAAUUAUAAAAAUGAUGAUUACAUCAGAACUGGAAUGGGAUAUCUGAAGCUUCAAUUGAUCAAUCAAAGGGCGGAGUUCUCUUUUGCGUUAUUCUCUGGUGGUCUUUCAAAUCCAAAGCUUAUUGCUGUCUCUAACAUCAUCAGUUUUGCAAAUCCAAAAGCUCCUGUAUUUCCUCGGAUAGCUCAAGGGAAAUCUUGGAAUGAAAUGGUAGUCACUUGGACAAGUGGUUAUAGUUCUGAAGAGGCAGUCCCAUUUGUUGAAUGGGGUGAACUAGGAGGAACCCAAAGACGGUCACCAGCAGGGACUUUAACUUUCACUAGGAACAGCAUGUGUGGUUCACCUGCAAGAACAGUGGGAUGGCGUGAUCCUGGUUUUAUCCACACAAGUUCUCUGAAAGAUCUGUGGCCUAAUUUAGUGUAUGCCUACAAGCUUGGGCAUCGACUGUUCAAUGGAACUUAUAUUUGGAGCCAAUCAUACACCUUCAAGGCAUCUCCCUACCCUGGACAAACUUCUCUUCAGCGUGUGGUUAUUUUUGGUGACAUGGGAAAGGCGGAGGCAGAUGGUUCCAACGAGUAUAACAAUUACCAGCCAGGCUCUCUUAAUACAACAUAUCAAAUUACUAGGGACUUGGAAAAUAUUGACAUAGUUUUUCAUAUUGGUGACAUAUGCUAUGCAAAUGGUUAUCUGUCACAAUGGGAUCAAUUCACAGCUCAAGUUGAGCCAAUUGCUUCUGCUGUGCCUUAUAUGAUUGGAAGUGGCAAUCAUGAGCGGGAUUGGCCUGAGACUGGAUCUUUCUAUGGCAACAAGGACUCUGGUGGAGAAUGUGGGGUAUUAGCUGAAACUAUGUUUUAUGUUCCAGCUGAGAAUACACAAAAGUUCUGGUAUAAAACAGAUUUUGGCAUGUUUCGCUUCUGCAUCGCUGAUACUGAGCAGGACUGGAGACCGGGCACCGAACAAUACAAAUUUAUUGAGCAUUGCCUGUCUACAGCAGAUAGAGAAAAACAACCGUGGCUUAUCUUUCUGGCACAUAGGGUGCUUGGUUAUUCUUCUGGAUAUUUUUAUGGCAUUGAAGGAACCUUUGAGGAACCAAUGGGAAGGGAGAGCCUUCAAGAACUUUGGCAGAAGUAUAAGGUUGACAUUGCCAUGUACGGUCAUGUUCACAACUACGAAAGAACAUGCCCAGUUUACCAGAAUGCAUGUGUACGUGAAGCUUCGCACCAUUAUGACGGGUCUUUUGUAGCAACUACCCAUGUUGUCGUUGGAGGUGGAGGCUCAGGUCUUGCUGAAUUUACCCCUCUUCGGACUCGAUGGAGUUUCUUCCAAGACUAUGAUUUUGGGUUUGUGAAAUUAACUGCUUUCAACAAGACAACCCUGUUGCUUGAGUAUAAGAAAAGCAGAGACGGGAUGGUCUAUGAUUACUUCACGAUAACACGGGAUUAUCGUGACAUAUUGGCGUGCGCCGUUGAGAGCUGCUACACACAAACCUUGGCAACUUGAGCCAAUAUGCUUGAAACCAGUGAUGUCUUAAUCUGAAGACUUUCGACAGUGUUCGUAUGUAUAUACGAAGGAGAAAGCAAAUGGUUCACAAGAAAUUCUAUGUUUCCAUACCCUGCAAUAAACUGCUUAAAACUGUGAUUCUUGAAUGACUGGACUUGUGGAGGCUUGAGCAAAUAUGCUUCAAUGAUGUUAUAGUAUCGAUCACAACUUGUCAAAAGAAACAGAAAAAAUAAAGUUAUUGAGAAUGUUAUAAUAUCGAUCACAACUUGUCAAAAGAAACAGAAAAAAUAAAGUUAUUGAGAAUGUGACAGUUUCCAUUGCAUGUGUAUUAUUAUUUUUUUAAUGGAUAAGUGAAAUAUUUUACUAAAA
This is a messenger RNA of Zingiber officinale, 2385 nucleotides long. Its product is annotated as probable inactive purple acid phosphatase 27. The coding region runs from base 148 to 2016 and encodes 622 amino acids. The record is from RefSeq and is a predicted model, not a curated record. Lineage: Eukaryota; Viridiplantae; Streptophyta; Magnoliopsida; Zingiberales; Zingiberaceae. Gene Ontology annotation, molecular function: acid phosphatase activity; metal ion binding. The transcript has 13 exons.